Messenger RNA from Kogia breviceps (pygmy sperm whale), 4335 nucleotides. The record is from RefSeq and is a predicted model, not a curated record. NCBI's taxonomy places the organism in Eukaryota, Metazoa, Chordata, Mammalia, Artiodactyla, Physeteridae.
AUGAAAGCCUAUCUAAAGAGCGCAGAAGGCUUUUUUGUGCUGAAUAAGAGCACUACGAUUGGAAGGCAUGAAGAUUCCGACAUUGUUUUAGAGUCUGCAGACGUCGACAACCAUCACGCGCUCAUUGAGUAUAAUGAGGCCGAGAGCAGCUUUGUCCUCCAGGACUUCAAUUCCCGCAACGGCACGUUCGUCAACGAGUGCCACAUUCAGAACGUGGCUGUGAAGCUCUUGCCCGGAGACAUCCUGAGGUUCGGGUCCGGAGGGCUGACCUACGAAGUGGUCGUCGAAACCCCAGCCUCGGUCUCCUUCCCAUGGGUGAGGGGCCCAGCACCUUGGCCAAGGCCACAGCCACCUCACGCCACCCAGCAACCGAACCAGUCACCCUCACCACCACAGACGCCCUUCCACCCGGGCAUCUGGCCGGCGCCGGUGCAGAGGAGCUGGUCCCAGGAGUUCCCCGGGCCCCGCAUGGUCCCACCUGCCUCCCACAAGCGGCCCGUGAGUGCCAGCGGGAAGAUGUCCUCCUUCGUGUUGGACAGAGCCGCCCACGGGGUUCCUAUCAUCAAGCAAGUGUGGACCAAUGCCGCGGAACUUCCGGAACACUCAGUGGCCGAGGAAAUUCCUGGCGCAGGGUCCUCCAGAGAAAUGUUUGUGGACCAGGACCUGGCCCAGCAUGAUAAGGAUGAAAUAAUUCUGCUGCUGGGAAAAGAAGUCAGCCGUCUCUCGGGUUUUGAACUUGAAUCCAAAUACAAAGACACCGUGAUAGCAAGCCUGCAGAACAAAGUGGCCGACCUGAGCCAGAAGCUGUUGGAAACAGCCGCCUCCAGGCAGAGCGAGAGGGUGAUCCCGCCCACGUUUUGGGUUCUGCAUGAAGAGCACGAUGCGCAGCAGAGAGAGAUCCAGAGCUUGAAAAACCAGAUCAGUGCCCUACAGCAAGGCUACAGCCAGGUGCUGUGCCAGACCCUGUCUGAGAGAAACUUAGAAAUCACAUCUCUGAAGAACGAGGCCAAGAACUUAAGGAGGGAUACCGCCAUCACAUCGGAGAUGGUGUCGUCUUUGCAAAGAGAUGUGUUAGUAAAGGGUGAUCAAGUUCAACAACUAAAACAGGAGGUGAAUCAACUAAAAAGUGAGAACAAAGAAAAGGAUCACCAGCUCGAAGCCCUCAGCUCCAGAUGCUCAGUGCUGCAAGAAGAGUUACAGAAGGAAAAGGCCCAGAAGGAGCCCUGGGAAGCCCAAGAGAAAGAGUUGAAACUCUGCAAAACCCAAAUCCAUGACAUGGAGAAAGAAAUGAGGAAGCUCAGGGAGGAGCUGAAAAGGAGCAGUACCGAGCAGAGCCUGAUCUCUAAGACGCUGCAGGAAAAGAGCAAGGUUGAAGAGAAGCUUCAGGAGGAUUCCAGAAGGAAAUUGCUUCAGCUGCAAGAAAUGGGGAACAGAGAAAACCUCAUUAAAGCCAAUUUGCAAAGGGCAGUAGGUCAGCUGGAGCUUUUCAGAAGUCAGGUCAUCAAGGCCACCUACGGACGCGUGAAACCGUUCCAGGACAAACCUGUCUCCGAUCAGCAGUUAAUAAAGAAGAUCACCAGGGCCACGGGGGACAACAUCAACUUUCAGCAGAAAAAGUGGACCCUGCAGAAGAAGACCCAGCCCAGCAGCUCCAAACAGGAGGAAAUCACAGAGAACAUCGAGAAGCUGAAGACAUCCUUAGACAGUUGCCAGGCUUGCAUGAAAAUGUCUUGCUGUAGCAAUGACCUGAAGAAGGAGGUCGACCUCCUGCAGCACCUGCAGGUGAGCCCACCUGUCUCAGGCCUCCGGAAGGUGGCGCUGGACAUCUUGCGCCUGUCAGUGUCCUGGCUGGAGGAAAUGGAGCAUCUCCUCCACGAGGUGGGGAUCCAGUUCUCCAGCUCCGACAAAGGAUUGUCUUUGUAUCUGAAAUACCUUCUGGAACAUUAUAAAAAAAUUUCAAGCCGGACCCAGGAACUUCAGAUCAAGAUCAACAGUUCUCAGGAAACUCAGCAGUAUUUGCUGCAAGAAAAGUUACAGCAGCAUCUGGCAGAGAAAGAGAAGCUGACCGAGGAAAGGCUACAGCAAGAGGGGAAGCUGAAAGCCAGAGUCAAGCGGCUAAUGGAAGAGAAAUCGGCUUUGGAGGAAACCAUUUCUCAGGAGAAAAGCAGAGCGAAGGAAGCAUUAGAAGAAGAACAGAGCAAAGUCCAAGAGCUGGAGAAUCGCUUAACCCGCCAGAAGGAGAUUUUGGAGAGCAGCAUUGCCCAUGAGAAAAGAAAAGCAAAGGAAGCCUUAGAGACAGAAAAGAGAAAAGUGCGAGAUCUGGAGAACCACUUAACCCAGCAGAAGGAGAUUUCAGAGAGCAGCAUCGCCUAUGAGAAACACAAAGCGGAGGAGGCCGUGGAGAAGGAAAAGAAAAAGGUGCAAGAUCUGGAGAACCGCAUCACCAAGCAGAAGGAGGAAAUAGAUUUUAAAAUGCAAAAAGAAGACAUUUUAAAUAAUAAAUUAAAUGAUGCACUGGCCAUGGUAGAAAAGGCUCAGAAAACAAAGACGGCUGAAAGUCUAAAAGCAGAGAGCCUCACCAUGAAAUUAAGUGAAACAUUAGCUGAACUGGAAACUGCCAAGAUGAAAAUGAUCAUGAUGGAGGAGCGGAUACAGCUGCAACAGCACACAAUAAGGGCCCUCCAAGAAGAACAGGAAUCACAGAAGCAUGGAUUUGAAAAACAGAUCAUGGAAUACAAGGAGCAAAUCAAACAGCACUCCCAGACGAUUGUGAGUCUUGAAGAAAGACUCCAGAAAGUGACCCAACACCAUAAAAAAAUAGAAGGAGAGAUUGCAACGUUGAAGGACAUAGACCCAGCCCAGGAGGGGGAAACACAGCAAGACACUGAGGCAGCACCUCCGGUGGAGAGCACCGCCAAAGACACAGUGUGUGACCACCUGAUAGAGGAUUUAUUGACUGCUCAGAAGGAAAUCCUGUCUCAGCAGGAGAUCAUCAUGAGGUUAAGGAGGAACCUCACCGAAGCGCAUAGCCGAAUGUCAGAUUUGAGAGGGGAGCUUAACGAGAAGCAGAAGAUGGACCUGGAGCGGAAUGCGGUGCUGGCCCAGCAACAAAGCAGCGAGCUGAGCGUGCUCAGGGGAAAGAUGGCACAGAUGACCAGCCUGGCGGAGAAGAAGGACAAGGAGCUAGAGGUCCUCAAGCAGGCACUCAGGGCCUCCCAAGAGAAACACAGACUCCAGCUGCACAAGGAGAAGGAACAGAAGCCCAGGAACGCAGCCCAGAUGUGUGACAUCUCGGUGCAGAUAGAACCAAUGCACACCGAUAUUUUCUUGAGCAGCCAGGAGGAGCAGUCCUUCAGUGAUCUAGGGGCCAAGUGCAAAGGGUCCCGACAUGAGGAAGUCAUUCAGCGUCAGAAAAAGGCCUUAUCUGAGCUUCGUGCGCGAAUUAAAGAACUUGAGAAGGCCAGUUCGUCAAAUCAUAAGGACCACAUGGAUGGAUCAUCUCCAGACUUAAAGACCCUCGGGAUGGAAAAAAACGUUCAGAAAAUAUUGGAUGCGAAACCUGACUUGCCAACUUUUUCAAGAGUAGAGAUCCGAGCGCCUCAAAAUGGCCUUUCCAGCCCAGGGUCCAUCAUGGCCACUGAGAAGUUAGGGAAAACGGAUGUGGCUGAGGCUUUAGAUCUUAGUGAAAAUCUGUACCUGGAUAUGAGCAAAACCCUCGGGAGUCUGAUGAACAUCAAAGAUAUGUCAGGUCACGUGUCCAUGAAACACCUCUCCCCCAGAGAGAGGGAGAGAGUGCACCAGCUUCGACAAAGAGACCUCAACCUGGUGUUUGAUAAGAUCACCCUACUCCAGAACCAGCUGCAGAGAAAAGAAGAGCUUUUGAGAGGAUACGAGAAAGACAUUGAGCAGCUCAGGCAGAGCAAAGUGUCGGUUCAGAUGUACCAGUCACAGGUGGCAAAGCUGGAGGACGACAUCUACAAAGAGGCGGAAGAAAAGGCGCUACUGAAGGAGGCCCUGGAGCGCCUGGAAGAGCGGCUGCACCAGGAGAAGAGGGUCAACAGGGAGACCAGGCAGCAGAAGGAACGUUUAGAGGAUCUCGUACAGAGAAAUGCCAAAGAAUCAGCACCUUGCAACUGUUCCUUCAAAGAGAAAGAGAGGCAGAGACGAAAGUUCGUAGAGAUGGUGAAGAACUCAAACAUGCAGAACUCAGAUUUCCAGGUUGGAGCCAGAAAAGGCACCCCAAAGAUGGACCAAGAAAGGAAGAUGCUGAAGAGGGAAGUGUCCAGCAAAUCCAGCCAGAGCCUUCUGUUUUCUAAACCCGGUGGAAGGAACUAG